Messenger RNA from Blumeria graminis f. sp. triticale, 882 nucleotides. NCBI's taxonomy places the organism in Eukaryota, Fungi, Ascomycota, Leotiomycetes, Helotiales, Erysiphaceae. The record is from the annotation of a GenBank genome assembly.
AUGGCCAUACCACGAUCUAUUGGUUCAUUGCCACACACAAGUGUCAUUUCGUGCUUGCGUGGCGCGGGCAAGCGAUAUGUUUCGCAUCAACCAACCUCCUUAGGCCGCCUUGACCGCUGCUCCCUUCAUCAGAAGAGUUCAGUAAAUCCCAACGAGGUCGCUCACUUCAAUGCCCUUGCCUCGACCUGGUGGGAUCCACACGGGCCUUCACGACUACUGCACUUGAUGAACCCGCUGCGGCACGAUUUCAUCGCCCACUGCCACGCCACGCAGCAUCAGCCACUAUCCGUCGGACAGAAACUACGAUACCUUGACGUUGGCUGUGGUGGCGGCAUAUUUGCCGAGAGUGCGGCACGACUGAGUCAGGUCAGCAGUGUGACGGCAAUUGAUCCGUCAACCCAAGUUCUGGCCGUAGCCAAAGCUCACGCGCGUCGCGAUCCCGCACUCAAAGGCAAACUGCACUACCAAAACACGGCCAUUGAAGAUCUUGCGACUCCAGCGUCCGCCGCUGAUCAGUAUGAUAUUCUCAGCCUCUUUGAAGUCAUCGAACACAUUUCCCAUCCCGCCCCCUUCAUACUGCGCUGUUCUCAGUUUGUCAAACCUGGCGGCUGGAUGGUUUUCAGCACCAUUGCUCGCACGUGGAUCAGCUGGUUCACGACCAUCGCCGUAGCUGAGUAUGGUAUCCGACUCGUUCCGCCCGGCACCCACGAUUGGCAGAAAUAUAUCAAUGAAGAAGAGCUGAGGACUUGGUUUCAGCAACAGGACGGCUGGCAUAAUCCACAAGUAAUGGGAGUCGUGUACAUUCCCGGCAUCGGCUGGAGGCCAGUGAAUGGUAGUGAAAGGGCGUGCAACUACUUUUUUGCCAUCCAAAAAAAAUUAUAG